AUGCCGUCGACCUGCAAAGGUGUUGCGGCAGCACCGGGAGGAGGAGGAGGAGCAGGAGGAGGUGCGGAGCCGGGUACGAGGAGACGGAGCGACGGUCACAGAGGAGCGCAGGGCGGGGAGGAGAGGCGGAGAGGCCUCGGGGUCCAGGAGUGGACCGACGGGGCCAGAUACGAGGGGGGGUUUGAGAACGGGUUCAAACACGGCGAAGGGAGGUACACCUGGAGGAACGGAGAGUUCUAUGAGGGCUCUUUCUACAAAGACUACAGGCAUGGGGACGGACUGUACUGCUGGCCCACAGGCCACAAGUUCACUGGCAAGUUCUACCUCAACAGAAAGGAAGGAUAUGGACAACAACUGUUCCCUGAUGGAGCCACCUUUCAGGGUUUGUACCACGUUGACCAGAGGUUUGGUCCAGGUGUGGUUGGAUAUCUGGAUGGGCGUAAUGAUGUGGGUCUGUGGCUCGGAGACCGCCUGCUAAGGUUCUGUACCUCUGUAGAAGAGGGCUUUAGCCUGAAAAACUUUCCUGAAUAUGCUGCCUACAUGGACUCAGCUGCCAUCACAGAUUCCCUGACUCAGCCUCCCACUAGUGUUCUACAGCAAGAGGCCAGAGCAGACUCUGAGGUGGAUACAGACAGAGAUCAGCUGUCAGAUGAAUUUAUCCUCCCCGCCGGUAUAGAGAGUUACUCAACAGAUGGUGAUCACUUGCCGUUGCCCCCUGGGCGAAGGAAAGAGCUGGAUCAGCACUUCUAUGGCGAGCUGUGGGAGCCAGAUUCUUAUUUGCACCAAGGCUAUGAGCGAGACCCACUCGCCCCCCUGCCCUUACAGCCCCGCAUGCUGGCUCACAUCCACAAACACAGACUACAGGCUGGAAAUGUGGGCUGGGAUGUGGCAGCUGUUCUCGCUCUGAACAGGGAAAGUUUUGGUCCUAAAGGGCCUUUGGAAGUCAGUUCAGAAUUGCUGAUCCAGCACGCCUCCAGGGGGGAUCUGCAGGCAGUGUCACAAAUCCUCCAGACGGGUUUGGUCCACUAUGAUGUAGCAGAUUCACAGGGACACAGUGGACUGAUCGCUGCCACAGUAAACUGCCAUAAUGAUGUAAUCCAGCUUUUGUUGGAUAUGGGUGCCGAUGUUGACAAGUUGAACUGUGAAGGCAUGUCUGCCCUGGCUGUGUGUCAUGUCCUCUACUACCCUUUUCAGUCUCUGAACACCACUUUGGCUGAGACACCCUCCAAAACGCAAGAUUUGAGGUCUCCAUCUGUGUGUGGGAACAGUCCCCAGAUCAGCCAAGUGGACUUCACCACAGACACACCCAGGACAGCAGAAAAACUAACAGAGCACAUCUUACAUCACAGCAGUGUUGGGUCUAAUAACAGUGAGCAGUGGGCUGGAAUUAAUGAACCUGAGACUCCUACAGACACUGGAGACCUACAGGAGGAGGAGGGAAACGAGAAAGAGGGAGAAGGAGAAGGAGAGGAAAGUGACGGCAAUGAGACGGGAAGAGAGGGAAAGGUUAAAGAGAGGAUCAGAGGAGUGGAUGACAGCAGAGGGGAGGAAAGAGAGAUGGAGAGCAGAUGUGAUCAAACAUGGGAAAAUGGAGAAAGUGAGGUGAAAGAGAUGCAAAGAGAAUUUAAGAAGAGAGAGGAAGAUGUGUGUAGUGGUGGAAGAGAAACAGGGUCAAGAGAAGAGAAUAUUCAGGUGAGGGAGGAGGAAGAGGAAGAUGCGGAGAAUAGAGUAAGGAAUGAUCAUGAGGAGGAUAUGAAGGAGAGAGAAGAGAGAGGAAGUGAGGACGUGCCUGGUGUGGAGCGCUUCAUUCAGGUGUUGGAUGGUCACAUUGCACUGGGCAGCGUACAGUGGAAGGAACGUCGUGCUAAGGCAGCAGGAAGAGAUCAGCAGGGCAAAGGCAAAGAACUGACCCAAAAACCGACCUUUGACUCCGCCUGCUCCGUCAGCAGCUAUACCAUCCAGGUCACGGAGGAAGUGAUGCAGCGCUCAGCAGAGGCACUGAGUCGCACCGGGUUCCCUCAGCGCUCCGACACACAGGAGACUGUACGCAAAAUGGCUGCCAUGAAAAUUGAACACCGUGUUCGUUUGAACACCCUGAAACUGUUAUUGGAACGGGGAGCUGACCCCAACGCAUCCAGGGUCCCCAUGCCUGUUCUCUUUUUAGCCAUUAUGGCGGCCGACACUGAGGCCGUCAGGAGACUUCUGCUGUGUGGAGCUCGCACUGAUAUUCCCCUUCCUCCUGAGAGGAAAGGUCUUUAUCCCCUACAUGUUGCUGCAGCACUGCCAGGUCCAGCAGGUCCCAGAAUCACAGAGUUACUGCUCCACGCUAUCACUGACCCAGACGCACGGGCAUGCGACCAGAAUGAGAUCUGUGAACAAGAUAAGAUUUUCAUGAAGGCCCAGGAAUCAGUGAGCACCAAUGAUGACCUAAAUCUCAAAGAAGGAGGCCGAACGGCCCUGCACAUGGCCUGCCAGAGAGACAGUGACUAUCAGAAUGCCAGCAAGGUGGUAGCCCUCCUGCUCUCCCACAGAGCCAGCACAGACCUCCUCUGGAGUGGACACUCACCUCUGUCCCUGGCUAUAGCAAGUGGCAAUGACCUGGCAGUGGAGGAGCUGUUGAACGGAGGCGCCGAUCCCAACAUCCCCCUGGGCAACAGGGUGGGAAGCGCCCUCUGUGCCCUAGCAAACGUCAACUACCACUUAGGUGGCAACAGAGCUAAGCUGUUGGGGAUGUUAGCUGAGGCUGGUGCCGACAUCUUGAUGCCAGUAAUGGUGGGUGACGUUGUGGGAACCGCAGUCGACUAUGCACACUACUCCUUCAAACAGGACUUGCGUAUUGCCAACACUCCCUUCCACGCUCUGAACAAUCUGGAGAGGGAAACAUUCAAAGCACGGCGCCAGCUGCUGAGCAUGAUGGGAGAUCUGCUGAGACAGAUUGCUGGCCAGAGAAUAAAAGAAGAUUUAGAGAAUGAACAACGCCUAAAGUCGAAUAGUCAUAGCACAGAGAGGUUUGUUUACACAGAUGCAGGGGCCAUUUCUUCGAACCAGUCCCUCCACAGCUGUGAAAGUGUAUCACUGCAAACAGAAAAGCAGAGGAAACCAGCGUUAAAUUUCUGCUAUCAAUGCGGUCGCUCCGUGUCCAUGAAGCUGACCGCAUGUAGCCGCUGCCGCAAGGUCUUCUAUUGUUCCAGGAACUGCAAACUGAAAGCCUGGGAUGAAAGACACAAGGGAGAGUGUAUCCGGGUGACAGCAUCUGCUGAUGGAAUCCAGAAGAGUGUUGUGUUUAAAUCCCCAAGAGGCAUCCCCAAGCCCUUGACUGUCAUGUUGAAGUCCAAAACAGUCCCCAAGCCCUUGCGUGUCAACUUGAAAUCCCAGAGAGACCCCAAGCCCAUGAGCAUGGCAGAGAAGGUCUUGGAGAGCCAAGUCAACCUGAAGGAGAACUACAGCUGCAACUGA
Messenger RNA from Anoplopoma fimbria (sablefish), 3456 nucleotides. RefSeq names its product ankyrin repeat and MYND domain containing 1 (gene ankmy1). Lineage: Eukaryota; Metazoa; Chordata; Actinopteri; Perciformes; Anoplopomatidae. The transcript is spliced from 21 exons. Gene Ontology annotation, molecular function: protein binding. The record is from RefSeq and is a predicted model, not a curated record. Bases 1 to 3456 code for a protein of 1151 amino acids.